Molecule: messenger RNA, 452 nt
Organism: Ichthyophthirius multifiliis
Lineage: Eukaryota; Ciliophora; Oligohymenophorea; Hymenostomatida
Product: myb-like DNA-binding domain protein
Exons: 2
Biological process (GO): regulation of DNA-templated transcription
Cellular component (GO): nucleus
Molecular function (GO): DNA-binding transcription factor activity, RNA polymerase II-specific; RNA polymerase II cis-regulatory region sequence-specific DNA binding
Source: RefSeq, a predicted model, not a curated record
AUGGAAUAGUAAUAUGGAUUUAAGAAGACAGGAAAGUAAAUAAGAGAAAGAUAUAUAAAUAAACUUGAUCCAAAUAUAAAAAAGGUAGCAUGGACGACAGAAGAAGAUUAGAUAAUUUUAGAUAGUUUUUUGGAAAUAGGAGCUAAAUGGUCCCAAAUUUCUUGCAAAUUAAACGGAAGAUCUGAAAAUAUGGUUAAAAAUAGAUUCUAUUCUCAUAUAAAGAGAUAUUACUUAGGAUAAGUUGAGAUAGGAAAUAAUAAUAAUGAUAAUAACACUAAUAAGAAUAGUAAGGAAAUUAAAGAUUAUAGUGAAGAUGCAUCUGAAAAUAAAAAUGAUAAAAAAUCUAAAAAUAAAAAUUAAAGUGUUGAAAAAAGCAAUUAAUAAGAUAAUACAAAAUUAACAGUAAAUGUUUAAAAUAAUUUAUAAAAAAAUAGAAACUUUGCUGUAGCCCC